Messenger RNA from Ochotona curzoniae (black-lipped pika), 5091 nucleotides. It is a transcript of the gene LRP5, whose product is annotated as LDL receptor related protein 5. The record is from RefSeq and is a predicted model, not a curated record. Bases 68 to 4906 code for a protein of 1612 amino acids. Lineage: Eukaryota; Metazoa; Chordata; Mammalia; Lagomorpha; Ochotonidae. The transcript has 24 exons. Gene Ontology annotation, biological process: canonical Wnt signaling pathway. Gene Ontology annotation, molecular function: Wnt receptor activity; Wnt-protein binding.
GGAGCAGGCGCCGCCGCGCCAUGGAUCCCGAGUGAGCGCGCGCGGGCCCGUCCGGCCGCCGGACAACAUGGAGGCGGCGCCGCCCCGGCCGGCCCGGCCGCCGCCGCCGCUGCUGCUGCUGCUGGCGCUGUGCUGCGGCCUGGCCCCCGCCACGGCCUCGCCGCUCCUGCUGUUUGCCAACCGCCGGGACGUGCGACUGGUGGAUGCCGGCGGGGUCAAGCUGGAGUCCACCAUCGUGGUGAGCGGCCUGGAGGACGCGGCGGCCGUGGACUUCCAGUUCUCCAAGGGCGCCGUGUACUGGACAGACGUGAGCGAGGAGGCCAUUAAGCAGACCUACCUGAACCAGACGGGGGUGGCCGUGCAGAACGUGGUCAUCUCCGGCCUGGUGGCGCCCGACGGCCUGGCCUGUGACUGGGUGGGCAAGAAGCUCUACUGGACCGACUCGGAGACCAAUCGCAUCGAGGUGGCCAACCUGAACGGCUCGUCGCGCCGGGUGCUGUUCUGGCAGGACCUGGACCAGCCGCGGGCCAUUGCCCUGGACCCUGCUCACGGGUACAUGUACUGGACGGACUGGGGGGAGACGCCACGGAUCGAGCGGGCGGGCAUGGACGGCAGCACACGCAAGGUCAUCGUGGACUCGGACAUUUACUGGCCCAACGGGCUGACCAUCGACUUGGAUGAGCAGAAGCUGUACUGGGCAGAUGCCAAGCUCAGCUUCAUCCACCGUGCCAACCUGGACGGCUCCCUCCGGCAGAAGGUGGUGGAGGGCAGCCUGACGCACCCCUUCGCGCUGACACUGUCUGGGGACACCCUCUACUGGACGGACUGGCAGACCCGCUCCAUCCACGCGUGCAACAAGAGGACCGGGGAGAAGAGGAAGGAGAUUCUUAGUGCCUUGUACUCGCCCAUGGACAUCCAGGUGCUCAGCCAGGAGCGGCAGCCUUCCCUGCACACCCGAUGUGAGGAGGACAAUGGUGGCUGCUCGCACCUGUGCCUGCUGUCCCCGAGGGAGCCAUUCUAUGCCUGUGCCUGCCCGACUGGGGUGCAGCUGCAGGACAAUGGGCGCACGUGUAAGGCAGGGGCGGAGGAGGUGCUGCUGCUGGCGCGGCGCACAGACCUGCGGAGGAUCUCGCUGGACACGCCGGACUUCACGGACAUCGUGCUGCAGGUGGAUGACAUCCGGCAUGCCAUUGCCAUCGACUACGACCCGCUGGAGGGCUACGUGUACUGGACCGACGACGAGGUGCACGCCAUCCGCCGGGCCUACCUGGACGGCUCAGGGGCCCAGACACUGGUCAACACUGAGAUCAACGACCCCGAUGGCAUCGCCGUCGACUGGGUGGCCCGGAACCUCUACUGGACCGACACGGGCACCGACCGCAUCGAGGUCACGCGCCUCAACGGUACCUCUCGCAAGGUCCUGGUGUCUGAGGACUUGGACGAGCCCCGCGCCAUUGUGCUGCACCCCGUGAUGGGCCUCAUGUACUGGACAGACUGGGGGGAGAACCCCAAAAUCGAGUGUGCCAACCUGGACGGGCAGGAGCGGCAUGUACUGGUCAACACCUCCCUUGGCUGGCCCAAUGGCCUGGCCUUGGACCCACAGGAGGGCAAGCUGUACUGGGGUGAUGCCAAGACGGACAGGAUCGAGGUGAUCGGCGUGGACGGGACCAAGAGGCGGACCCUCCUGGAGGACAAGCUCCCGCACAUUUUCGGGUUCACGUUGCUGGGCGACUUCAUCUACUGGACGGACUGGCAGAGGCGCAGCAUCGAGAGGGUGCACAAAGUCAAGGCCAGCCGUGACGUCAUCAUCGACCAGCUGCCUGAUCUGAUGGGGCUCAAGGCCGUCAACGUGGCCAAGGUCGUCGGCACCAACCCGUGCGCGGACAGGAAUGGCGGCUGCAGCCACCUGUGCUUCUUCACGCCUCGUGCUACCAAGUGCGGCUGCCCCAUCGGCCUGGAGCUGCUGAGCGACCUGCAGACCUGUGUCGUGCCCGAGGCCUUCCUGCUGUUCACCAGCCGAGCUGCCAUCCACAGGAUCUCCCUGGAGACUCACACCAACGACGUGGCCAUCCCACUCACGGGGGUCAAGGAGGCCUCGGCGCUGGACUUCGACGUGUGCAGCCACCACAUCUACUGGACGGAUGUCAGCCUGAAGACCAUCAGCCGUGCCUUCAUGAACGGCAGCUCCGUGGAGCAUGUGAUUGACUUUGGCCUCGACUACCCCGAAGGCAUGGCCGUCGACUGGAUGGGCAGGAACCUUUACUGGGCCGACACCGGGACCAACAGGAUCGAAGUGGCCCGGCUCGAUGGCCAGUUCCGGCGGGUGCUGGUGUGGAGGGACUUGGAUAACCCCAGAUCGCUGGCCCUGGAUCCUGCCAAGGGCUACCUCUACUGGACCGAAUGGGGCGGCAGGCCGAGGAUUGUGCGGGCCUUCAUGGACGGCACCAACGGCGUGACGCUGGUGGACAAGGUGGGCCGGGCCAACGACCUCACCAUCGACUACGCCGACCAGCGCCUGUACUGGGCCGACCUGGACACCAACAUGAUCGAGUCGUCCGACAUGCUGGGUCAGGAGCGGGUGGUGAUUGCUGACGACCUCCCGCACCCCUUCGGCCUGACGCAGUACAGCGACUACGUCUACUGGACCGACUGGAACCUGCACAGCAUCGAGCGCGCCGACAAGACCAGUGGCCGCAACCGCACCCUCGUCCAGGGCCACCUGGACUUUGUCAUGGACAUCCUGGUGUUCCACGCCUCCCGCCAGGGCGGCCUCAACGACUGCACGUACAGCAACGGCCAGUGCGGGCAGCUGUGCCUCGCCGUCCCUGCUGGCCACCGCUGCAGCUGCGCCUCCCAUUACACCCUGGACCCCGACACCCGCAACUGUAGCCCACCCACCAGCUUCCUGCUGUUCAGCCAGAAAUACGCCAUCAGCCGUAUGAUCCCUGACGAGCAGCGCAGCCCAGACCUUGUCCUGCCGCUGCACGGGCUCAGGAACGUCCGGGCCAUUACCUACGACCCGCUGGACAGGUUCAUCUACUGGGUGGACGGGCGCCAGAACAUCAAGCGUGCCAAGGACGACGGGACCCAGCCCUCCGUGCUGACCUCGCAGAGCCAGAACCCGGACAGGCAGCCGCACGACCUGAGCGUGGACGUCUACGGCCGCGCGCUCUUCUGGACGUGCGAGGCCACCAACACUAUCAACGUGCAGCGGCUGAACGGCGAGGCCAUGGGUGUGGUGCUCCGAGGGGACCGUGACAGGCCCAGGGCCAUCGUGGUCAACGCUGAGCGGGGGCAUCUGUACUUCACCAACAUGCAGGAGCGAACGGCCAAGAUCGAGCGGGCGGCCCUGGACGGCACGGAGCGCGAGGUCCUGUUCACCACGGGCCUCGUCCGCCCUGUGGCCCUCGUGGUGGACAACGCGCUGGGCAAGCUCUUCUGGGUGGACGCCGACCUGAAGCGCAUUGAGAGCUGCGACCUGUCAGGAGCCAAUCGCCUGACCCUGGAAGAUGCCAACAUCGUGCAGCCUGUGGGCCUGACCGUGCUGGGCCGGCACCUCUACUGGGUCGACCGCCAGCAGCAGAUGGUAGAGCGCGUGGAGAAGACCACGGGGGCCAAGCGGACGCGCGUCCAGGGCCGCGUGGCCCACCUCACGGGCAUCCACGCUGUGGAGGAAGUCAGUCCGGACGAGUUCUUGGCCCACCCGUGUGCCCGGGACAAUGGCGGUUGCUCGCACAUCUGCGUUGCCAAGGGUGACGGGACGCCGCGGUGCUCCUGCCCCGUCCACCUGGUGCUCCUGCAGAACCUGCUCACCUGCGGAGAACCACCCACCUGCUCCCCCGACCAGUUCGCCUGUGCCACGGGGGAGAUCGACUGUAUCCCAGGCGCCUGGCGCUGUGACGGCUUUCCCGAGUGUGACGACCAGAGCGACGAGGAGGGCUGCCCAGUGUGCUCGGCCGCCCAGUUCCCCUGUGCACGGGGCCAGUGCGUGGACCUGCGGCUGCGCUGUGACGGCGAAGCCGACUGCCAGGACCGCUCCGACGAGGCCGACUGCGACGCUGUCUGUCUGCCCAACCAGUUCCGCUGUGCCAGCGGCCAGUGUGUGCUCAUCCGACAGCAGUGCGACUCCUUCCCUGACUGCAUGGAUGGCUCUGACGAGCUCAUGUGUGAAAUCACCAGGCCGCCGUCGGACGAUGUGGUGGCCCACAGCAGUGCCAUCGGGCCCGUCAUCGGCAUCAUCCUUUCCGUGUUUGUCAUGGGCGGGGUCUACUUCGUGUGCCAGCGUGUGGUGUGCCAGCGCUAUACAGGUGCCAAUGGGCCCUUCCCGCACGAGUAUGUCAGCGGGACCCCGCACGUGCCCCUCAAUUUCAUCGCCCCUGGCGGCUCACAGCACGGCCCCUUCGCAGGCAUCUCCUGCAGCAAGUCCGUGAUGAACUCCAUGAACCUGGUGGGCGGUCGGGCCGGGGUGCCCCUCUACGACCGGAACCACGUCACCGGGGCCUCAUCCAGCAGCUCGUCCAGCACGAAGGCCACGCUGUACCCGCCGAUCCUGAACCCGCCGCCGUCCCCUGCCACGGACCCUUCCCUGUAUAACAUGGAUGUGUUCUACUCUGCAAACAUUCCGCCUGCCGCCACACCCUACAGGCCCUACGUCAUCCGGGGCGCGGUGCCCCCAACCACACCCUGCAGCACGGACGUGUGCGACAGCGACUACAGCGCCAGCCGCUGGAAGUCCAGCAAGUACUACCUGGACCUAAACUCGGACUCUGACCCCUACCCGCCCCCGCCCACGCCACACAGCCAGUACCUGUCGGCCGAGGACAGCUGCCCGCCGUCGCCCGCCACCGAGAGGAGCUACUUCCAUCUCUUCCCACCCCCGCCCUCCCCCUGCACGGACUCGUCCUGACCUCGGCCCCUCAGCACCCCUGUACAUAGUUUUAAAUAUGAACAAAGAAAAAAAUAUAUUUUAUGAUUUAAAAAAAAAGAAAUAUAAUUGGGAUUAAAAAAAUGAAAAAUGUGAACAGUGAUGGGUGGGCGGGGCUGGGAGAACUUUGUACAGUGGAGAAAAUAUUUAUAAACUUAAUUCAUUUU